Messenger RNA from Adineta steineri, 243 nucleotides. NCBI's taxonomy places the organism in Eukaryota, Metazoa, Rotifera, Eurotatoria, Adinetida, Adinetidae. The record is from the annotation of a GenBank genome assembly.
AUGAUAGCAGCUCCAUGGUAUUGUGAUAACUGUGGCCGAGCUAAUGGUAUUACUCGGUAUACAUCACGUUCACAUAUAACGCAUCCAAAUCAUACAUUUCAAUUAGUUCAACAAGCAGGUAAUGUUGCUUACACGCCAACUUGGACAGUAUCAUCAAAUCCACAAUGGCCGAGUUAUUAUUAUACAUAUCAAAAUCAACAACAACCGUCAUGGAAAGUAACAUAUGAAUAUAAGACUAUUUAA